Paramisgurnus dabryanus is the source of this 5305-nucleotide messenger RNA. RefSeq names its product solute carrier family 24 member 4a (gene slc24a4a). Gene Ontology annotation, biological process: calcium ion transmembrane transport; intracellular calcium ion homeostasis. Gene Ontology annotation, molecular function: calcium, potassium:sodium antiporter activity; calcium channel activity. Gene Ontology annotation, cellular component: plasma membrane. The record is from RefSeq and is a predicted model, not a curated record. NCBI's taxonomy places the organism in Eukaryota, Metazoa, Chordata, Actinopteri, Cypriniformes, Cobitidae.
ACAUCAGCUGCAUAAGAAGAUAGAGAGAGAGAGGUGAAGCUCAACUUGAGUGGAUCUUAAAGACGUUUAAGCAUGCUUAAAUGUUGACUUGCUAGGAAAGAAUUAGUCAUGGCUGUUUAAAUAUCCGUGAAUUAACGAAACGGGCAUUGUUCCAUAGGAAAAAGCUUAGCAGUCGACGGGGUGCAACCGGGGACACCGUGCUUUCCCCGUAUGGUUCCUAUGUAAAAAAGCAAUAUGUCUUUUAAGGCUUAUCGUCACCAGGCAACUGUAUGUUCAGUAAAUAAUUUCAACCGAGGAUAAAUCGUAGCAGGACGCAGAUCGUCACGGGUUGCUUUAAUAAUAUAUCUUGAACGAACGAGUGCGCGGAGACAGCUGGGACCGGCGCUCGCGCACACAUGCACGCGCGACUCACACGCGAUCCGCUCGCUGGAAAUGAAGAGGACCUCAUCCCGGGUCUGACCAAAUCCGGCCGAUUUCCCACGGUCCCGGCCAUCCGUGUCGCUUUGUUUUGGAGGUGAAGGUUUUAUGGUGCACGUGCAAAAAUGAUCCAACCAACGGCACACGCGACCACAGAACCGGACAAGAGCUGCAGUAUAUCAAAAAAGAGCAUGAUUACCAAAAUAUUUAAAGUUCGCAAACGGAGAGAGAUGCUUUUCGUGCAGGUGUGUUUCAUUUGCAGCGUCCUGUGCGUGGCGUGGUGCAUGUCGGCGCUGCUCACAAAAACAGGUCAUGGGCUGGUGCUGGAGGAAGAGUUUGCUGAACCCAGAGAUUUCUUGGGCCGAAAGCUUCUGGCCGCAGCGGGAGACAAUGAGACUGAGGAGAAGAACUGCACAGAGCCAGCCAUCCAUGAGUUUCCUGAGGAUGUAUUCACAAACAAACAGCGUACGCAAGGAGCUGUAGUGCUGCACAUAUUUGGGGCUCUAUACAUGUUUCUGGCUCUUGCUAUUGUGUGUGAUGACUACUUUGUGAUGUCUCUUGAGAAGCUCUGUGAGAAGAUGGAUCUGAGUGAAGAUGUAGCUGGCGCAACGUUCAUGGCAGCUGGAAGCUCCGCCCCUGAGCUGUUUGCUUCUGUAAUCGGCGUAUUUAUUACACAUGGAGAUGUAGGAGUGGGUACAAUAGUAGGCUCAGCGGUCUUCAAUAUCCUUUGCAUCAUCGGAGUGUGUGGGAUUUUCGCGGGACAGGUUGUUUUUCUCACCAAGUAUGCUGUGUUUCGAGACUCAAUCUACUACAUUUUUUCUGUGGUUGCCCUUAUUGCAUUUAUUUACGAUGGGAGGAUUGUGUGGUGGGAGAGUCUAAUACUGAUCGUCAUGUACGUUGGCUACAUCAUCAUCAUGAAGUUCAACAAUAGCUUACACAACUACUUCACGGGAACGGAGGACAAGUGCGUCGCCAAUGGUAACGCGGUCAUCAGCGAGAUGGAGGACGGUAAUGCAUGUUAUGAGCAGUUUUGGGAUGAUCCAUCUUGGCCGUUGCUCAGCUCAGUAAAGCCCAGUAGAAUAUACACUCGGGGCUCUGUGGUGAUGGUGGAUGAGUUGAUCAGUUCUAGCCCUCCACACUACCGGUUUCCUGAGGCCGGCCUCAGGGUCAUGAUCACAAAUCACUUUGGACCCAAGACACGUCUGCGCAUGGCUAGUCGCCUUAUCAUCAAUGAGCAACAGCGGCUGGUAAAGACCUCUAAUGGGGUGGACGGAGUGCUGGUGGUUGAUAAGAAAACCGACACCAUUGAAAAUGGCAAUGUGACGGAGGACAAACUCAGUGAGGAGCCUGAAAAUGAGAUCUCAUCUCCCUUCAGCCUGCCUGGAGGCGCUAUGGAUAAAGUGAAAUUUUUCAUCUCUUGGCCCAUUUUGAUACUGCUGUACUUCACAAUACCCAACUGUGCCAAGCCCCGAUGGGAGCGUUUGUUCAUGCUGUCCUUUUUCCUCUCCACGGUGUGGAUCGCCAUCUUCUCUUAUGUCAUGGUGUGGAUGGUCACAAUUGUCGGAUACACACUUGGAAUUCCAGAUGUUAUUAUGGGUAUUACUUUCCUGGCUGCCGGCACCAGCGUUCCUGACUGCAUAGCUAGUCUCAUUGUCGCACGGCAAGGCCUGGGGGACAUGGCUGUCUCGAACACGAUUGGCAGUAAUGUGUUUGAUAUUCUGGUUGGACUCGGACUUCCCUGGGGCAUCCAAACAAUGGCUGUCAACUAUGGCUCUGUGGUUCAGAUCAACAGCAGAGGAUUGGUUUACUCUGUUGUUCUUCUACUGGGCUCUGUGGCUUUAACUGUGUUAGGGAUCCAUGUGAACAGGUGGAGGUUGGACUUCAAGCUGGGUAUUUACGUGCUCGUGCUGUAUGCCAUCUUCCUUUGCUUUUCCAUCAUGAUCGAAUACAACGUCUUCACCUUUGUCAACCUCCCCAUGUGUCACGAUGAUCUAUAAACCAGAGGGUUUUCACUGGCUCGGAACCAAAAUACCUCUGGGUUGGACAUGCACCCAUUAAGCACCCUCCUAAAUCAGUUGCUCAAACAGUUUAAUAUACCUACAAAGUUUGCUACCGUUCACGAAAAACCCUCUGUCUUCUGCUGCAUGUUCUUACUACAAUGAUGGGGAGCUCUGGCUUUAGUUUAAAACUCUCUCCAUCAUUUCCAGGAAAUAAAAUUCUCCUUGGCAGCUCUCUUUAUAACUGGAUAAUGCUUUUUGGACUGUGCAAUCCUCAACUCUUCACUGGAUUAUUUAGAGCAGGGGAUUUAAAUUUACUACAAACCUACUGUACAAACAUCACUUACUCCAAAAAUGCUGCUCAUUCCCAUAUGCAUUAGCGAUUUACAUUCUCACAUUUCCGUCUUCCCUUAAACAUUAAGCACUUUAUAUAUGGCAUAAAACACCUAUCUAAUUCAUCAAACUCAUUAUUUUUUUCUCGACUUUGCAAAACUUGCAACAGAGUGACAUUUAAUGACCGCCCCUGGGCAUGAAGUUUUCCUCAGCUCGGUUCACACAAGAAACCAACUGUGUUGAAAAUAAGAAGAUUCUGUAUAAAUCACGCAGUGGGGAAGACAAGAUGUUAUGAAAUUCUGAUGAGCUGGACGUCGUGUACCGCCGAGACGCCCGUCGGCGAGGUCAACACACUGAGCUCUUAAUUCAUUAUAGGCACCAUGCAUAAACCAAUGAAUAUAACCAUCACGAAAGCACACAUCGGAAGCUGCUCCUCACCUCUUGUUCAGCCCAGCGCGGACAACCCUCAGGAGAGCUCUUUGCUUCUGAUGUGACGUGGAAGACGAGACUGACAACUGUGCUUUACUAUUACGCGCACAAUAUACCAUUGAUAUGACAAACAGGAAUCCUGGAUUUUGCAAAGUGCUACAAAUUGACAUGUUGUUUAUAUGUAAAUAUAAGAUCAGUGGUCCUAUUUGAACCAGUGCUUCCUUACAGAUGAUGGGAGGGGGGUGCGUUUAUGUGACCAAAGGUCGCUUUUUUAUUUACAAUGCACCUGAUCCUCCCCAUCUGGAUCUUUGUUACUGUUGCGUGUAAUGCAUGAUUUGACACAAAGAAGCCAUUUUUGCAGCAGGGCAUAAGCUUUGUGAGCUCACUGUCAGUGUUUCUAUAAGGGUGAAUCUUCCGAAAAUGUGUUCUGGUCACAAUCUGGUCUUUAAUUAUAAAAACAUGAAAUUAUAUAUUGCAUAAACAGAUUUAUAGGACUAAUAAGAUUUUGGCAUUGUGGCAUUAUUUUCAUGACAAGUAAGCACAUUUUCUGCUUUCAUUUUAUUUAUUUAUUUUAUUAUAGUUUUGUAAUUACCCAGUUUUGCGAUCUUUUAUUCAUUUUAGAUUAUCAUUGAAGUCACAUUACAGUAUUUAUGUCAUAAUUUUAAGAUGGUACUACAAAUACUAUGAGUUUUUAUUUUACAUAAUGAGAGUUUGAAAGGGAAAGUGCAUAAAUGUCAUGAAAUCACAAUGUAGAAAAGUCUUUAAUAUAAAUAAAUAUAAUUAAUAUCUAUAUUUAUUUGAGGCUGGAAUGUGACCUAGGCAUGUUUAUGACGGGUUUCGGGAGAUUCACCCAUACAGUAAAUGGCAGCUACCAGACCCCCAUUUGCCCUUCUGCGAGCGCUCGGGAGGUCUGAACUUGAGCAUCGGGGGUCUUUGUGUUUUGUCAGUCGUAGAAACUGUCGUUGUUAAGAGGUGCCGUCGCUGUUGUCUGUGCAGAAAGGCAGGUGUUGCAGUGUUUGAUGUAUGCAGUAUAUAUGAUAUAUGCAAUCUCAGCUGGUGAGGACUGAAUAUUGGGGAUUAUAUUUUCAUAGAUGAGUUUGUGAAAGCUGCUGCAAUCGCCCACCGCUGUCACAUGUGCAUGAAUAUUCUCAUCUAAUCUCAUAUCACAUUAUUCCCAUUCUGUGGAAUGUCGACUUAAGUUCGUGGUUAUGUACUGUGUGGAAUGAUGGUGAUGUGAUGUUUUCGUUUCUGCUUUCUGUGGUGUUUUCUAAGUGGUGACCUGUAAGACUACAUUAUUCUGCUGAAAUUGGUACACUGUAUGGAUGCUGCACUGUAGGCCUGUAUUUUUAGUUAAAAAGGCAGGGUUUUGAUUUGGUGUCAGUAAAUAAGUACCUACCUUGUUUUUCUAUUUGAUAUGUUGUUUCCUUCAUUGUUUGGAGGCGAGACAUGUCUUUUGACCAGUGCAAUGGACUGGAAUGUAUCCAUUAAGAAAUUAAUUUCAAUUGAUGCUGUAAAUGUUUCUCAGCAUUGCAUCCUUAACUUUAUUGCAGAUGAUUUGUGCCAUGCUUGAUGUAAAUGCUAUAAUACUAUCAUUAUAUUUAAAUCGAGAUGAGUAUUUUUUGGACAUUAAUUGUAUUUUGUAAACUGAUUUGAUUGUCAUUGAGUCACUUCAGAUGUGACCCGAGGUGGUAAAUAGCACUCUUGCAUCAGUCGUCUUUGUAUGCACAGACAGUCCAUUUGUGUGCCUCUUCAGAGGAAACAUUGAAAAGAACAUGUUGCAAAUGGCUGGUGUCUCUGCAUGAAUUUGCACACAUCAGGCAAUAUCUUUAUUUAUUAAACACACAUGCACUGAUACUUGCGCAACUGCUUCAUGAGUGACCCGCUGCACUGUGAGUGGAACAGCAUAUAGUAUACCAACUCCCAAACAACUUUUAUGGGUACAGAUUUAAUGACUUCAACAUAUGACGUUGGUGUGUAACUUGAAUGUAUUUGUCUUGCAAGCAAUGGAUGUAUCCAAUCAAUGCAUUUUACUGUAAAGCAAUAAUCUAAAAAUAAUAUGAACAAAAAUAUAUGAAUCAUACGAUAAUUGUAUGGAGAAAAAUAAUUAAAUUAUACAGUUUAUAAAUGUU